CUGCGAGCCUUUCUGCCGCCGCUGAACUUCAUCACCGUCCACUACACCUAUUUCAUCGUGGUCACCUUGGUUACUUCCCUCAUCUUCUGGGGAUCCUCUAACCCAUCCUUCAGCAUCAGCUAUGCCGACAGCCUGUUCCUUGUGGUCUCAGCCAUGACCGAGGCCGGCCUGAAUACUGUCAACCUUAGCCAGAUGACCACCUGGCAGCAGGUCCUCCUGUGGCUCCUCAUCCUCCUCGGCAGCACCGUUUGGGUUUCGAUCUGGACCGUGGCCUUCCGCCUUCACGCCUUUGAGAAGCACUUUGAGGACAUCGUCAGGGCCGAGAGGGAGAAGAGGGACAAGGAGAGAAACAAGCGGCCGAACAGCUCGAAGAGCCUCAGGUCCCUCUCCUUCUUCAGGUCCAUGACCUUUGGAAAGGCUACGACAACGCCAUCGGCCUCUCUGCCGGAUCUGGAUGAGAUGAAUCAACGGCUCGAAGGACACGGCUCGCAAGAUGUAUCGCCUGGUACCGGAGCCCACAUCACGUUUGCAAAUGAUCCACUGGGGAUGAGCCACGGAGAUGUCAGGACCACAUCAAGUACUUAUGCCAAUGAUGGCCAGGCAAGGAGGCGCACCGGCACCGUCGACGCCAACGGGCUUUCCAAGAAGCAGCCGGAGAACAGCCCAAACCUGUCUGUCCAGCUGCACAGGUUCCUGACGAACAAGACCGCAGGCAGAAAUUCACAAUUCCAUGACCUCAGCAGCGAGGAGCGCGAGCACCUGGGUGGCCACGAGUACCGGGCCCUGAGAAUGCUUUCUGUCGUCGUACCCCUGUACUUUGUGUUGUGGCAGUUCUUGGGCUGCAUAGCGCUCGGGGCCUGGAUUGCGAACUACAAGCCAGAGGUGGCCACCUCCAAUGGCCUGAACCCCUGGUGGACUGGCAUCUUCUUUGGGGUGUCUGCAUUCAACAACUCGGGCAUGGCCGUCAUCGAUGCCAACGUCGUGCCUUUCCAGAACAGCUACUUCGUCCUGAUUGUCAUGGGUGCCAUGAUUCUCGCAGGCAACACGGCCUAUCCGAUUAUGCUGCGGUUCGUGUUCUGGUCUAUGCUUAAGCUCUUGUGCUGCACCACGGAUGAGGAGACCCUCUACGACUUCAAGCUCACCUUGAAGUUCAUCCUCACGUAUCCCCGCCGCGUCUACACGAAUAUGUUUCCCGCCCGUCAGACUUGGUGGCUCCUCUUCAUGGUGUGCCUGCUCAAUGCCACCGACUGGGUCGCGUUUGAGGUCCUCAACCUCGGGAACCCAACGAUCGAGGCCAUUCCGGUAGGGUCGAGGGUUAUUGAUGGGCUUUUUCAGGGUAUAGCUGUUCGAUCGGGCGGAUUCUAUGUGGUCGGCAUCAGUAGCUUGUAUAUUGGACUGCAGAUCUUGUACGUGAUCAUGAUGUACAUUUCAGUAUACCCAGUGGUCAUCACCAUACGUCACUCCAAUGUCUACGAGGAGCGUAGUCUGGGUAUCUAUGCAGACGACCCAGAACCUGAAGGCGAUAUAGAGCAGGCCAAUGGAAUGAAUCCAUCUCGUCUCUCACGCGCGAUCCGGCGUCACUUUGCACUACAUGGCGUGGGCGCUGCACCGCGACAAGAGAACGCAGACAGCCGGAUUGACUUCAUCAGUCAGCAGAUUCAUGGCCAGCUUGCUCAUGAUAUAUGGUGGCUCGUCCUCGCCAUUUUCACUAUCAGCACCAUCGAGACACGCCACUUUCUCGACGAUCCCGUCACCUACAGUGUUUUCAAUGUUAUCUUUGAGGUCGUCUCUGCUUAUGGCACUGUCGGCAUCAGCACUGGUAUACCAAACGUAGCCUACAGCUUCUCAGGCGGUUGGUAUACCGGGAGCAAGUUGGUCUUGUGCCUGGUUAUGCUUCGUGGUCGGCAUCGAGGGCUGCCCGUGGCACUGGACAGGGCAGUGAGGCUGCCGCGGGAACAGCUUCAUCGCGAAGAGGAGGAGGACUAUCGUAUACGAAGAAGUAUG
Molecule: messenger RNA, 2004 nt
Organism: Cryphonectria parasitica EP155
Lineage: Eukaryota; Fungi; Ascomycota; Sordariomycetes; Diaporthales; Cryphonectriaceae
Product: TrkH-domain-containing protein
Exons: 5
Biological process (GO): potassium ion import across plasma membrane; intracellular potassium ion homeostasis
Cellular component (GO): plasma membrane
Molecular function (GO): high-affinity potassium ion transmembrane transporter activity
Source: RefSeq, a predicted model, not a curated record